AUGGGAUGCAUCAAAUCCAAGAAUGCCUUUCCAGGUUCAAAUGCUAUCCAGGAUGAACGGAUCGGGGAAGGUAAUGAAGGAUGCGCUGGGGAGAAGUCAUCACUGAUAGCGGUGAAGGUGGAUGAGAAAGGUCCAUCAAGCACUAUAGUGCUAGACUAUGCGCACCGUCUCUCCCGUGAGAUUCUUGAUCAGGCGGUGAAACAGUGGGCAGUGACUGAAAGCAAAUAUAGCGACAUCCCUUAUAUUGAAAGCGAUGUGCCCUGA
Charadrius vociferus (killdeer) is the source of this 264-nucleotide messenger RNA. RefSeq names its product chromosome unknown open reading frame, human C2orf88 (gene AKAP19). NCBI's taxonomy places the organism in Eukaryota, Metazoa, Chordata, Aves, Charadriiformes, Charadriidae. The record is from RefSeq and is a predicted model, not a curated record. Gene Ontology annotation, molecular function: protein kinase A regulatory subunit binding. The coding region runs from base 1 to 264 and encodes 87 amino acids. The transcript has a single exon.